Molecule: messenger RNA, 440 nt
Organism: Yamadazyma tenuis ATCC 10573
Lineage: Eukaryota; Fungi; Ascomycota; Pichiomycetes; Serinales; Debaryomycetaceae
Gene: ATP14
Product: F1F0 ATP synthase subunit h
Biological process (GO): proton motive force-driven ATP synthesis
Molecular function (GO): proton-transporting ATP synthase activity, rotational mechanism
Source: RefSeq, a predicted model, not a curated record
AAUACUUCAACCAUGUUUAGACAAGUCAUUUCCAGAAGAUUCUCAAUCACCCCAAGAAGAUCAAACUUGGUGUCUGACUUAUACAUUUCCAAUAUCAAGGCUUUCAAGCCAACUCCUUCCUCAGCUAAGGACAUCGACUCGGCCGUUAAGGCUUUCCAAUUACCAGCCAAGCCAACUUUGCCAUCGGAAGAAAUUAGCUCCGACUUGUUGAAGGACUACGAAGCUUCUGAAGUUGAGACUGUUGUUGCUGCUCCAGCCGGUGCCGAACCUGUCGAAGAAGACUGGUUCGUGUUUGAAGAAGUUGCUGAAGGUCACCACUAGACGAUUUGAUGCCUACCGAAGAGUUUGUAACUCGAGAAAAAAUAUACAUAUUCCAUAGAUGCCAAGGCGGGUGCUGGCGAUCUUGCACUGUGUCCCUGAAUCUCAUGUCUCUGAGUCUU